Messenger RNA from Myxocyprinus asiaticus (Chinese sucker), 1886 nucleotides. It is a transcript of the gene ggt1b, whose product is annotated as gamma-glutamyltransferase 1b. NCBI's taxonomy places the organism in Eukaryota, Metazoa, Chordata, Actinopteri, Cypriniformes, Catostomidae. The coding region runs from base 87 to 1811 and encodes 574 amino acids. Gene Ontology annotation, cellular component: plasma membrane. The transcript is spliced from 13 exons. Gene Ontology annotation, molecular function: glutathione gamma-glutamate hydrolase. Gene Ontology annotation, biological process: peptide modification; regulation of inflammatory response; glutathione catabolic process. The record is from RefSeq and is a predicted model, not a curated record.
CAGCAUUGGUACAGUCAGACAGGACUGCAGAAAGGAGGCUGAUUCUAUAGAAGACUCUACAAGAGGCCUGUACAGUAUACAGGAAUAUGGUGCAGAAGUCUACAGUGGUGGGUCUACUCUUGCUAGUGCUGGCUGCAGUCGGCACGUUUGUGGCCGUUUUCUUUGGGGUGCGGGGCAAGACAAUCACUUCUGAACCCAAACCUGGCUACUUUAAGGCAGCGGUGGCUGCGGACGCUGGGCCAUGUUCAGAAAUCGGCAGGGACAUUCUUAAAAGAGGUGGUUCCGCUGUAGAUUCUGCAAUCGCUGGUCUGCUGUGCGUGGGUUUAAUGAACGCCCACAGCAUGGGCAUUGGAGGAGGGCUGUUCUUCACUAUAUAUGAUGCCAAAACAGGAAAAGUCGAAACCAUUGAUGCACGUGAGACGGCCCCAGCAAAUGCAACCAGAGACAUGUUUGGAAAUAGUACAGACCUUUCUCAGAAAGGUGGUUUGGCCAUCGCAGUUCCUGGGGAGAUCCGCGGGUAUGAGAUGGCCUAUAAUCGUCAUGGCAAGCUCCCAUGGAAAGAGCUGUUUUUACCAAGUAUAAAACUGGCCCGGAAUGGCUUUCCUGUGGGCAGCGCUUUAGCCAGUGCCAUUAGAUCAAACAGAAGAACCAUUACCAAUGACAAGAUGUUAUGCUCAGUGUUCUGCGAUUCCACUGGCAACAUCCUGCAAGAAAACGACACCAUCACUUUUUCAAAACUAGCUGACACUUACGAGUUCAUUGCAGAGAAUGGGCCUAAUGCGUUCUACAGCGGACCACUUGCUGAGAACCUCGUAAAGGACAUCAGAGCUGCAGAUGGGAUUAUAACUCUGGAGGAUCUGAGAGAUUACGAGCCAGUGCUGGAUGAAACCCCCCCAACCUCUACUGUAGGUGACUUUACAAUGGUGGCUCCCAACGCGCCUGCCAGUGGCCCAGUCCUCACGUUAAUACUAAACAUCCUGAGCGGUUUCAACUUCAGCCCUGACAGUGUCUCCACCACCGAAAAGAAAAUCCUCACCUAUCAUCGCAUAGUAGAGGCGUUCCGAUUCGCGUACGCCAAGAGGUCCAUUUUGGGGGAUCCAAGAUUCGUCAGCAUCUCUGAUUUCAUCCAGAACAUCACCUCAAAGGACUAUGCUGACAUGAUCCGCCACAAGAUCACAGAUAAUACGACUCAGCAAGAGAGCUACUAUGAACCUGAGUUCUACAUCCCGGAAAAUCAUGGCACAUCACAUCUAUCAGUGGUGGCAGAGGAUGGUAGCGCUGUAGCCGCCACCAGCACCAUUAACCUAUACUUUGGCUCCAAGUUCAUGUCGAAUUCAACAGGAAUUCUACUAAACAAUGAGAUGGAUGACUUCAGUUCGCCUUUGAUCACAAACAACUUUGGAGUUCCACCUUCUCCAAACAACUUCAUUGUUCCACAUAAAAGACCCAUGUCUUCCAUGUGUCCCGCCAUCCUGCUGGACAAAAACAGAAAAGUUAAAAUGGUGGUUGGAGCGUCUGGCGGAACGAAGAUCACCACAGCAGUUGCACAGGUCAUUUUGAACACACUGUUCUUCGAAUACGACCUGAAGAAGGCAGUAGUGGAUCCAAGAAUUCACAAUCAGCUCAGUCCAAACACAACACAGGGAGAGCCUGACUUUGACAAGGCCAUUUUGGAAGGUCUUGCCCAGAAGAACCAUGUUACAGAGGUGUCAGCGUCCACCGGUGCUGUGGUUCAGGCCGUGGUGCAGUACAGUGCUGGCCUCAGCGCUGAGUCAGACCCUCGUAAGGGAGGCUACGCAGCUGGCUACUGACGUCCGACUCAGCGAUCCAAGUUUCCAUCCCAGCUGCAGGCAGUGGAGACGCUACAUUAAGACACCUAAGGCAGG